CACAUGAUUUCAACAUGGCGGACGACACUAAAAUUUAAGGGAAAUCUUUCAAAUGUUACUUUAUUGAUAAUAACAGUUACAUGUUUAAACUGAAUUUAAUAUAAACUUACAAAAUGGAUUUCAUAGCACAUUGGAAAAACUGGAUAAGGCCUUUGACCAUGAUGGUUUAUUUCAUUUUGAUGAUGAUUGCAAUUCCACUGUGUAUUAUAGAACUAACAAGUAACAAGGAUAAACAUGUAAAAGCAUGGUUUACAGGAGGUGUAUUUGUGUUGAUUGCCGUCCCCUUGUCAUUAUGGGAAAUAAUCCUUCACACAAUAAAUUAUACUCAACCACAUCUCCAAAAAUAUAUAAUUAGAAUCAUCUGGAUGGUACCAAUUUAUGCCCUUAAUGCUUGGUUUGCCUUGAGAUUUAAAGAAGCUGCUAUAUAUUUGGACACAAUCCGCGAGUGUUAUGAAGCAUAUGUGAUCUACAACUUUAUGGCAUACCUGCUAAGCUAUCUCUGGAGCGUUCAUCCCCAACUAGAAAUAGCAAUGCGCAGGAGCAGGCCACAGAAACACCUUAUACCAUUCUGCUGUUUGCCACCAUGGCCAAUGGGAAGUAAAAUGUUGCAGCGCUGUAAACAUGGAGUGUUACAGUACACAGUUGUCAGACCAAUAACUACCAUCAUAGCAUUAAUAUGUGAGGUAAAUGGUGUAUAUCACGAAGGGAAAUUCAGUGGAAAAGCAGGUUGGACAUACCUUGUUAUUAUAAAUAACAUCUCUCAGAUUUGGGCGAUGUACUGUUUGGUGCUGUUUUACCGAGCUACCCGGCAAAUGCUGGCCCCUAUCAAACCUAUUCCCAAGUUUCUGUGUGUCAAGUUUGUUGUCUUCUUCUCAUUCUGGCAGUCAGUGCUAAUAGCAGGGUUUGUUAAGCUAAAAGUGAUUCCCUCUGAGACUGAGUUCUAUCCUGAUGGUGAAGAUGCUAUUGGCAAAGCUAUUCAGGAUUUCCUUAUCUGUAUAGAGAUGUUCAUUGCAGCUGUGAUGCACUACUUUGCCUUCUCACACAAGCCAUUCAUCAAUGAAGCUGCUCCUCAAGGUAACUGUUGCCAGUCCUUCAUGUCAAUGUGGAACAUCCAAGAUGUCAGGGACGAUGUUGUUGAGCAUGUAAAGGUCGUUACCACGACAAUGAAGAAGACAGUGAGUGGACCGUUCCGCACCCUGCUUCAGAAUGAGUCGACCCCACUCUUGGCAUCAGGGGAGACAAGUAGUAGUGGGGCCAUGCAAAACGUGAAUGAAUUCACUGCUUCACUGCAGUCCAUGCCCAUGCAGGGAGAUACUUACCAGAUGCAAGCUGACACCCAGAGCACAGACUGGGAUGUAACAAGCAUAGACAGAUGGCAAGAACAACGCUCAAAAGACACAAAAUCAGUCACCUCUAGCAUGCACAACUACCUGGACUCCUCAAGUAUGGAGAACCAACCUGUUCAGUCACAAACUAUAGAGCAUUUGGCUGACUCAGACGAGCAUUACAAAAGCAAGCAGCUGACUGAUGUAGAUGAAAAUGGGGAACAUGUGCAAGGUAGUGAAAAUAAGAGGACUGCGAGUGAGAAUGAAAGAGUCAUGGUUAUAAGUGAAACCGUAAUUAAAGGGUCCAAAGAAAAUGAUAUUCAAGAAAAUUGUGAUACUGAUUCCACGUCAGAAAAGCCGUUGAUUGACUUUGAGAAUGGGGAAAAUCAAAGUGAAACUGAUGAAUGACAUAUUGAUGUACAUGUCUAGUGCAAAGAUAUAAUCUUCCAAAAUACAGCUUGAUUAUUUAUUAUUUAUAUCAAAUAUGAUUUGAAUUUCUUUGUGCUGUAUACCAGUUUAUAUCUUACUCAGGGUUAUGCGUUUAAGAAAGUGUACUGCAAUAUACAUUUUUUUAAAUUACACCCAUUCGUUUUGCAAGUAGCUCAAUCUUUGCUUACUGCAGAUAGACGAUUCAUGUGGGUAUAUUACUAAUAAAUACUGGUAGAAUUUUAAAAUGUUGUUCAGUGUAAAAUGCUGCACAAACAAAAGCUUAAUUUCAUGAAUGAAAUGGCUGUGGAAAACAUUAAAUCAUGGAGCCCGUAAUAUUUGUUAUGGUAAUUUUAUCGUUAUUAUUGUAUACUUGUAUAUUAAAAGUAUCACUACCAAUAUGUUAUAAUUAUCUCUGCAAUGUACAUGUAUUUUUUCAGUUCUUAUCAGAGCUCAUGAUUAAUUAGAGAAAUAGUUGUUAUACAACACUUUUUGUAGUACAUGUACACAUCAAAUCAAAGUGAUAAAGUUUUAUAAUGAGAUGUAUGUUUGUAGAUAUGUUUUGAUUCCCACCUUAAUUGCAUGGUUCUGCAUUGUGUUGUUUGCAAUGUAAUUUGUUCAGUCUUUCUGUUAAUAAAAUAAUAUUAUUUUCAUACAUUACAAUAAAGCAACUUAUAAAACAU
Messenger RNA from Mya arenaria, 2434 nucleotides. Its product is annotated as transmembrane protein 184C-like. The coding region runs from base 114 to 1733 and encodes 539 amino acids. The record is from RefSeq and is a predicted model, not a curated record. Gene Ontology annotation, biological process: transport. The transcript has 10 exons. Gene Ontology annotation, molecular function: transporter activity. Lineage: Eukaryota; Metazoa; Mollusca; Bivalvia; Myida; Myidae.